AUGGCAGGGGACAUCGUGGUGGGAAUGAUCUACAAGAUUCUGCUGCCUCUGAUCCUGCUGGCAGCCAUUUCUUUCCGAUACAAUGGCCUGUCGGUGGUCUACCUCCUCUUCCUCCUCACCCUGCCUUUGGUCCCCGAUCCUUCUGCAUCAUCCAUGAACGGCAAAACCGGCACGUUUAUGCUGUUAAUGUGCUGCACGAGCGUCAUGUUCCUGGCCCUGCAGUGCGGCCUGCAGAUCACCUUCGCCCACGUACCUGUGCACGUGAGUGGUUUUUGGGAAGACGUCCUCUACCAUUUGGGGAUUGUAAGAUUCAGCGCGGUUGAUCCAUGGAACAUUGCGCGGCUCCUGGCCCCGGAUCUCGGCGUCUUCCUCCUCUCGCUCUUCAUUUACCGCUUAUGCAGGAAGCUGCUUCGGCCCCCGGUCCAUGUGGCGGCGCAUGAGAACUGCGUAAUGCCCUCCGACCCUGAGGAGAAUGUGGAGCAGUCGGACUCUGAUUCGGAUGAGGACAGCGAGGGGUCGGAGGGCUCGAGCUUCGACAGCUCGGACGAGAGCAGCGUGUCGCGGGACGCUCCGCCUCGCUUCGUGCAGAAGCUGAUGGUGUUCGCUGCAGGGCUGCGGCUACUGCUGGCCACCAUGCUCAACACCGCCGGCAAAGUGGUCAUCACCAUCCUCCUGGGCCUGGCAGGCAUCGCCCUCCCCUCUCUGACCUCGGCGCUGUAUUUCGGGGUGUUCCUGUGCUUGGUGUGGUGGUGGGUUUUGGGGCGGUCUCUCAGCCUGCUCCUCUUCAGCACUCUCUGUGUAAUGAUGGCCAUAUUCAGCGCUGGUCACAUCCUGGGGCUGUACCUGUACCAGCUGCCCAUCUCUCAGGAGCUGGUGCCGCCACAGGACAUCUACGCCAGGCUUUUUGGUAUGACGGCCUUCAUUUGGACCAAUAGCUCUGACCCGCACGGCCUGCACCUGCACCCUGACGCCGCCUGGCCUGUCUUCGUCAACCCGCUGGUCCUGCUGGUGCUCUACUACACGCUGGUGGCUGUGCUGCACAAAUGGGUCUACCUGUCUGACGAGGAGAUCCCACCCAGGUUUGAUAGCUGUGUUUCUGAGGGUCCUCCCGGCCUGCGGGGGAUGCUGUGGCUCUCAGGGGACCAGGCCAAGCUGCUGGGCAGCAUGGAUGAGGACACCAGCCCUGUGAACGAGCCAGUGGUCAUGCUGUUCAAUGGCUCCUGGCAGGACCAGAAUGAACAGGAAGUGAUGUCAGCCCUGGGGAGGAAGGCAGGCUUCCCUGAGUGCUACAACCUGCCGGUUUAUGGAAGUCAGGACUCCUCUACCCACGAGAUGGAGGUGGAGAGGGAGGGGCUCACAGCGAGCGUGACGGAGACAGAGCCCGCCCCCGCCGGGCCCAGCGGCCUGGCUCUGUUUGGACAGUUCGUUAUGAAGCACAGCUAUGUCAGCGCCCUCAUCGUCAUGAUGAUGUGGAGCAUCACCUAUAACAGCUGGCUGACCUUCGCACUGCUGGUGUGGUCCUGCGGGAUCUGGAUGCUGCGGGACCGCCGGCGCUACGCCAUGCUGAGCGCCCCCUUCCUGGCGGUGUACGGCACAGUGCUGCUGCUCAGCGCCUUUGCCAGCGGGCUCCGUCUGCGGCGGGACGAGCUCUUCCCGCACCUGCCCGCCCCCGUGCUCGUCGACUUCGACCUGCUGGGCUCCCCCGCGCCCUGCCUCCACCUGGGAGUCAAGGUCAUGUACACCUUCACCUUCUGGUUGCUACAGCGACAGAAGCUGAAAGAGAAACAGGAAGAGCAGGAUCUCGAACAGGAACCUCUGGAAGAGGUCAAAGUGCAGCCCUCAGAGCGCAGUGACUCCUCCCCUUUGAUGGCAGUGCUCGGCUCAUUGGUCAAAGGCACGCUGGUCAAGUACUGGAUCCUGUUCUGCUGCUCCAUGUUUUUUGUGGUCAGCUUCUCAGGGAAAGUGGUGGUCUACAAGAUCCUCUAUAUCAUGCUGUUCCUCUUCUGUGUCGUCCUCUACCAGGUGCGCUAUGACGUGUGGAGGCGCAUUUUGAGGUACUUCUGGGUAGUGGUGGUGGGCUACUCCAUGGUGGUACUCAUCUGCAUCUACAUGUACCAGUUCAAGACUGUUUCCGGGCUGUUCCAGCAGAUCAUCGGGAUGUCCGAGGAGGGUUUGCGUGACCUGGGUCUGGAGCAGUAUGACACGGUGGAGCUCUUUGCGCGGAUCCUGCUUCCCGCCACAUUCCUGCUGGCCUGCAUCCUGCAACUGCACUACUUCAACUCUGACUUCCUGGCUCUCACCGACCUCAACAACGUACCUGUGCGCCAGGGCGUGUCCAGUGAGGAAGAACUGACAAACACAGUGGGAGCGGUCUCAGAAAUCAUUAAAGAGAACAUCGAAAAACUUCAGAGACGGCUGCUUAAGGAGCAGAUGAGUACUAACAGCAUGGACACCCUGGACAGCACGCACCUGUCUCCCUCCAGAGAAAAGGAUGCUGGGAAACCUGAAGAUAAGCAGGCGAUUGAGGAGGCGGUGGCUCGGUGGGGGCUGGUGGUGGACCGGGCCAGCCUGCUCUUUCUGCAGGCCGUGCGGGUUCUGCGUCGGGUGCAGGAGCUGGGCUGGAGGCUGCUGGAGCUGCACAGUUUGAAGAUCGUCUCCACCGGCAUCGUCUGGGUCUCCCUGCGGGAGGUGUCUUUGAUGAAUUACCUGUUCCUGGUCCUCUGGUGCUUCUCGCUGCCCUUCCCCCGCCUCCGCCCCCACGCGGCCAGCGUGUCAUCCGUCUGGGCCUGUGUGAUGGUGGUCUGUAAGAUGAUGUACCAGCUGAAGGUCAUCAAACCUCAGGGGUAUUCCUCCAACUGCACUGUGGCCCUGCUGGCUGGGAAUGGCUCUCUCCCCGGGGGGAACCUGGAGGAGCUGCUGCAGAAGUCUGUGCUGUAUGUGGAGCCUGUGGACCCGGCCGUGUGGUGCGGAGCUCUGCGCAAGUGUGAGGACAGCAUCCUACCCUGCCUGCGGAACCACCUGCUGGUGCUGGGGCUGCUGGUGUUUGAGGUGACGGUGCACAGACACCAGCUGCACUACCGUCUGCAGAACGACCUGAAGGCCCCUCUCACCGGCACCAUCUUCCACGGCAUCACUCGCCAGCACCUGGACCUGGGCCUCGCCCCCUGCGCCAAGUACUUCAUCAACUACUUCUUCUACAAGUUUGGCCUGGAGGUGUGUUUUGUGAUGGCGGUGAACGUGAUUGGUCAGAGGAUGGACUUCUAUGCCCUCCUGCACUCCUGCGCUCUGAUCGCGGUUCUCUCCCGGCGUCGGCGGAAAGCCAUCGGCGAAGUGUGGCCCAAGUACUGCUGCUUCACAGCCGGCCUGAUGGUUUUCCAGUACCUGCUGUGCAUCGGAGUCCCGCCCGCUCUCUGCUACGACUACCCAUGGAGGACAUCCAGCCAGGCCCUCACCUCCAACCUCAUCAAGUGGCUUUACCUGCCUGACUUCGCCAUGCGACCCAACCCAGUCUUCCUCAUCUACGACCACUUCCUGCUGCUGUGCUGCUCGCUGCAGUGGCAGGUGUUUGAGGAGGAGAACCGGGCGGCAGUGCGUCUACUCGCCGGCGACAACGUGGAGAUCAGCCGCAGCCUGGACCCCGGCUCCCUCAGCCAGUACAUCCCCGUCAGCAACUUCCUGCACUGCAGGUCGUACCUGGACAUGGUGAAGGUGUUUGUGUUCAGCUACUUCUUCUGGCUGGUGCUGUGUCUGAUCUUCAUCACUGGCACCACACGCAUUAACGUCUUCUGCCUGGGCUACCUGGUGGCCUGCUUCUACUUCAUGCUGUUCGGCGGCAGCCUGCUCCUGCGGCCCGUCCGCUACAUCCUGCGGCUCUGGGACUGGCUCAUCGGCUACACCUGCCUGGUGAUCGGCAUGAAGAACCUCCUCUCUCUGGGAUCCUGUGCAUAUUUGGACAGUCUGUUGAAGAAUGGAUGCUGGUUGAUACAGACUUUCAGCAUGUUCUGCACCAUCAAAGGCUAUGAUGUCCCGCCCCCUGAUGAUGAGUGUGAGCUGCCAGCAGGCGAGGCGGGCAUCGUGUGGGACGCCAUCUGCUUCACCUUCCUCCUGGCACAGCGCAGAGUCUUCCUCAGUUACUACUUCCUCUAUGUGGUGUCGGACCUCAGGGCUUCUAAAAUCCUGGCCUCCAGAGGCGCAGAGCUGUUUGAAGCCAAGGUGAAGAAGCGUGUGGCCGCCCGGCUGGAGAUGGAGAAGAAGUCUGUCGAGACUCUGAAGAAACAGAUGGAGAAGAUAAAGGCGAAACAGAAGAAUCGUCCUGGGCAGGGGGGCCAGGCAGGACAGGGGGACGCACAGUCAAAAGGUGAGACUGAAAAGGGGGAAGAGAGUGAUAAAAAACAGUGGUGGCGGCCUUGGGUCUCUCAGCCCUCCAGUAACGCCUGCGGCUACUACCUGUUUGAGAGCGACAGCGAGGACGAGGAGGAGGAGUCACAGAAGGAGGAGCAAGCUCCGCCCACAAAAAAGUCAGCAUUUCAGCUGGCGUAUGAGGCCUGGGUCACCAGCUCCAAAGCUGCCCUGAAGGGCCACAGGAAGGAGGAGACAGCCCUGAGACAGGAGGAGAGGAAGAGAGCCAAGCACGAGCUCCAGAGACAGCAGAGGAUUGAUCAGACAGACUCGAUUGAGGAUGAGCUGGAUCAGAGCAGCCCAGAGGAAGAGGUGGAGGGAGAGAGAGAGCGUGCCAUCCACCGGUGCAUCGACUCCAUCAGGUUCAGCUGGGUCUUCCUCCUGUCCCUGCUGGACGACCUGACAGACGGGCUCAACUCCUUCUGCAAAGACAACCUGGACAUCUCCAAAGUGCUGCGCUUCGAACGGGCCCUGCUGGGCCGGCAGCAGAAGAAGGGGAAGGAGGUGACACAGCAGAGCGUGAGGCAGUUCUAUGAGAGCUGGAUGUCCCGGCAGAGCACUCAGGGCUCGACGGAGGAGCCGGACGACCCUCUGACCACGCCCCCGGCCCUCCCCUCACCGCCUGCUGUGCCGCCGUCGCCACGGGGAUACGCCAAGCUGAGCAACACCAACUCCAAGGUGUCCUGGAGCAGCAGCGUGUCCAGCUGUCUGACGGAUGAGACCAUGCUGGGGUCUCGGCAGCCCACUCAGGAAGAUCUGGAUGAUGUCUCUGCCGUUCCCCCGGGAGCCGACCUGCUCCGACGCAAACUCCUGAAAUCGGCCAACGUGGACCUGGCCACGUUCGACAGAGAGGUCCCGUCUCAGGGCACCCAGCCAGAUUCCACCCCUGAAAAGGAGGAUGCAGAAAGUGAGGACAGAGAGGGGAGCGGGGAGGGGGUGGAAGAGAGGAGCCAGGAUCCUCACAUCCCUCGCGCCCUGAGUCAGGAGAUGAGAGCCCUGACCGCCAGCGAGCUGCUGCUCAACAAGAUGUUCGAUAACGAGGAGAUCGAGGAGUCCGACAGGUUCUACCACUCCCUGCCCAGGCCCCUGCGGCUGCUGUUCGCCCUCUACAACACCAUGGUGUCCAAGUCGGAGAUGCUGUGCUACUUCGUCAUCAUCCUGAACCACAUGGUGUCGGCCUCGCUGCUGUCGCUGCUGCUGCCCGUGCUCAUCUUCCUGUGGGCCAUGCUGUCCGUGCCACGCCCCACCAAGCGCUUCUGGAUGACCGCCAUCAUCUACACGGAGCUCACCGUGGUGGUGAAGUAUUUCUUCCAGUUCGGCUUCUUCCCCUGGACGACGUCAGCAUACCGCGGCAUCAACGCCGAGCGGCCCUUUGCCCUGCCCAACAUCGUGGGCGUGGAGAAGAAGGACGGCUACGUGCUGCUGGACCUGCUGCAGCUGCUGGCCCUCUUCUUCCACCGCUCCAUUCUGAAGUGCCAUGGUCUCUGGGACAAUAAGGAGGUGGAGAUGCCCGACUUCUUUAAGAAGCUGAAGAGGAAGACGCUGAGGAACCGUGCUGGCGGCGGUGCGGGCGGAGACAGAGAGCGCUCGGGCGAGAGGCCCCGGCGGCUCGGCUUCCUGCCCCUGCAGAGCUCCACCGGCUCCCUGCUGCGGAGGCUGGGCAGGGGCGACAGCGCAGACCACAACAGCAACAUGGAGGGCAAAAAGCACCGCUCGAAGAAGAAGAGGCGUCACUCCAAAGUUCCUCUGACCCGGAAGGACAGGAUCAAACAGAAGAUUCGAGAGAAGAUGCUGGAGGUCAAAGCUGCGUUAAUAGAAAUAGGUCUACACAUAUAUUUACCCAUCAGGCAGUUCUUCUAUGACAUCAUCCACCCUGAGUACAGCCCUGUAUGUGAUGUGUACGCCCUGAUGUUUCUGAUUGAUGUUGUGAACUUCAUUGUCAUCAUCUUCGGGUACUGGGCUUUUGGAAAGCACAGUGCAGCGGCGGACAUCACAGAGUCGCUGUCGGAGGACCAGGUGCCCGAGGCCUUCCUGGUCAUGCUGCUGAUCCAGUUCGGCACCAUGGUGGUGGACCGGGCCCUGUACCUGAGGAAGACCCUGUUGGGGAAGUGUGUCUUCCAGGUGGUGCUGGUGUUUGGGAUCCACUUCUGGAUGUUCUUCAUACUCCCCGGGGUCACCGAGAGGAGGUUCAACAGGAACCAGGUGGCCCAGCUGUGGUACUUUGUGAAGUGCAUCUACUUCGGACUCUCCGCCUACCAGAUCAAGUGUGGCUACCCCAACCGGGUCCUGGGAAACUUCCUCACCAAGAAAUACAACUACCUCAACCUCUUCCUGUUCCAGGGGUUCCGGAUGGUUCCCUUCCUGACGGAGCUGCGGGCGGUGAUGGACUGGGUUUGGACAGACACCACUCUCAGCCUGUCCAGCUGGAUCUGCGUGGAGGACAUCUACGCCAACAUCUUCAUCCUCAAGUGCUGGAGGGAGUCAGAGAAGAAAUACCCCCACCCCCCGGGGCAGAAGAAGAAGAAGGUGGUGAAGUACGGCAUGGGCGGCUUCAUCAUAUUCAGCCUCAUCUGCCUGGUGUGGUUCCCUCUCCUCUUCAUGUCAUUGGUCAAGUCUGUGGCCGGGGUGACCAAUCAGCCACUGGAUGUCUCCAUUCAGCUCAGCAUAGCGGGAUAUGAGCCUCUGUUCACCAUGAGCGCUCAGGAGCAGAACCUGCUGCUCUACUCAGACUCUGCCUACAACCACCUGACCAAUCAGUAUGCCACGCAUCCCUCUGCCAUGCAGUUCAUUGUGAACUACAUGACGGAGGACAUCGUCAUCGCCAGGAUCAAAAGUGACGCCAGCCUGCUGUGGAACAUCAGUCCUGCCAGCAGAGAGACCAUGAUCCAGGAGCUCAGCAACUCCUCCCACAUCUACAUCACCCUGCGCUGGACGCUGCUCAGGAAUGCCUCGCUGGUGAUGAAUGUAGAGGCGACAGGGGAGCACACAGUGAAGUACCAGGACGAGAGGCUGAGGGAUGAGAUCGUGCAGAUGCUGAAGGGAUCCCGCACUGAGGCCGUGAUCAUUCAGUCACUGCUGCCGAAAUAUAUCAGAGGGUCAUCGGGACCUGAGUCCAAGGUGGCCCACAGGCUGCGCGUGGAGCACUCGGACCGCGGGGAGGGCCUGCAGGCGCUGGCUCUGUUCCGGCCGCUGUCCAUCCGGCUGCGGCAGGCCAACGGCAGCGCGGUCGCCGCGGCGACAGGGACGCCACCGGACACACCGCCGCCGCAGUGGUGGGUGGUGCAGGAGUGCCCCCCUGGCCGUGUGCAGGACCCCUGCCGCAGCAUCGAGAUGUUGGUGUUCAACGACAAGGUCAGCCCCUCCAGCCUGGGCUUCCUGGCAGGAUACGGCAUCGUGGGCCUGUACAUGUCGGUGGUGCUGGUGAUCGGAAAGUUUGUGCGGGAGUUCUUUAACGGGAUCUCGCGCUCCAUCAUGUUCGAGGAGCUGCCCUGCGUGGACCGCGUGCUGAAGCUCUGCACCGACAUCUUCGUGGUGCGCGAGACGGGCGAGAUGGAGCUGGAGGAGCAGCUCUUCUCCAAGCUCAUCUUCCUCUACCGCUCCCCAGAGACCAUGAUCAAGAUGACCAGGGAGAAGAAGGACAACUGA
Molecule: messenger RNA, 8043 nt
Organism: Megalops cyprinoides (Indo-Pacific tarpon)
Lineage: Eukaryota; Metazoa; Chordata; Actinopteri; Elopiformes; Megalopidae
Product: piezo-type mechanosensitive ion channel component 2
Exons: 56
Coding region: 1-8043 (2680 amino acids)
Source: RefSeq, a predicted model, not a curated record